Molecule: messenger RNA, 327 nt
Organism: Salpingoeca rosetta
Lineage: Eukaryota; Choanoflagellata; Craspedida; Salpingoecidae
Exons: 5
Coding region: 1-327 (108 amino acids)
Biological process (GO): chondroitin sulfate proteoglycan biosynthetic process; heparan sulfate proteoglycan biosynthetic process
Molecular function (GO): protein xylosyltransferase activity
Source: RefSeq, a predicted model, not a curated record
AUGGAACGCGCAUCACAUGUGUUGGUGUUGUGCAGGCGCUACUACGACCAUUCGCUGCUGUCAGCAGAGUCCUACUUCCACAUUAUCGCAUACAACUCAGAGUUUUGCUCUCGGUUCAUCUCUUCCAAUCUUCGCUUUGCCAACUGGCGCGGCAGUCUCGGGUGCAAAUGCCAGUACAAGCAUCUCGUUGACUGGUGUGGCUGUUCCCCAAACGUCUUCAUUGCGGACGAUCUACGAUUGCUCAAGUCGCUCCCGUCUGCGCCAAACUUCUUUGCGCGCAAGUUUGACGGGCGCGUGAGCGACUCCGUUAUCCACGACUGUGUGUAG